GUAGAAUGUAAACAAAGAUGGCCGACGACGUUGCAACAAAAGACAAAGCAAAAAAGAAUAAAAAGACCAGACCAAAGUCUGGGAAGGCCAAACAGGAAGAUGAAAUUCCACUUGCGGAUAUGAAGAGCAACAGUUCUAAGUUUGACCAGCUUCUUCAGCAGGCAGUGGAUCAGGCCACAGAUGGAGCCAAAAAGAAGAAAAAGAAGAAGGCAGAGACAGAGGCUGUGCUGGAAUCUCUGAGGAAAGGAGAGGGUUUACAGAAGGAAGAGGACGCGGCCAUUAAAGCUAAUACCUACGACCCCGACAACAGUCCAAAAAAUGAAAAAAGUAACAAACGACGACAGAAGCUGCAGGAACAAGCAAAGGACAAUUCAGCUUUUGUAAAUGAUGAGGAGAAAGUUGAUAAUACCAAGAAGAAGAAAAAGAAAAAGCCCACUGAGAAAAUUGACACUGACACACUGAUUGAAGACAAAACUAUGACAAUAGAUGAGCUAGCCACAACACCGAAAAAGAAGAAAAAGCCACCGGAUGGUGAGACCACGACAGAAACUCCAACAAAGGCAGCCAGGAAGAAAAAGAAAGAAGCUGUCUCCGAAGAUGAGAGACCUUUAUCCCCAGCUGAGAGUGAACCAGCAGAAACAGGGAAGAAGAAGAAAAAGAAGCCUGCAGCUAAAAGUGAAGAUGAGCAGCCAUUAUCAGAGCCAACAUCUCCUCCAAGGUCAGAGAAGAAGAAGAAGAAGAUGAAAGAUGUGGAAGCUAGUGAAGAAGAACGUCCUUUGUCUCCAUCAGAGGAGUCAGUGACUGCUCCCAAGAAAGGGAAGAAGAAGAAGAAGAAAGGAGAAGAGACAGAAGAUGAGGACACCAGACCUUUAUCACCUUCUGAAGAAUCUGUACCCCCCACACCAACAAAAAGUAAAGGCAAGAAGAAAAAGGGGAAAGAGUCUGAGGAAGAGAGACCGAUGUCGCCGUCUGAGGAGUCUGUGGUAUCUGAUACAGCAGGGAAAAAGAAGAGGAAAAAGAAAGACACCAAGACUGAGGAAAAAGGUGAGGAGCAGACAGAGGAAAAGGCUGAGGCCAAACAGAAGAAGAAGAAGAAAAAGAAGAAGGGAGAGGAGGAUGAGGAAGAGAAAGAGGAAGGGGAGGAUCAAGAAGAGGGAGAGGAGGAUUUAUCACCAGAUGAAGAAACAGAUGUCAAAAAGCCAGCCAAGAAAAAAGACAAAAAGAAGAAAAAGGAGCCAGUGGAUGAGGCAGAGUUGGAGAGGAAACGCGAGGAGAGGAUGAAGGUGGAAGACGAGGGUGAGGUUUUGUCGGUGACGAUCCACCGGACGGAUAAACUAAAGAACGACUUCCACAUUCUCCACCCAGUGGUCAGAGUCCACAUUGUGGAUGAAGAGACAGGAACCUACCUCCAAAAACAACACAAGGACCGAGCGGUGACUGCAUAUUUUGAGACAGAGAACGAACAAGUCGACAAAAUCCUUCCAAUUAUGACCCAACCGUUUGAUUUUAAAGAGAGAAAGUCAGUGAUUCCUGUCUGGGAAGAGCUACUCCUGUUUAAUGAGAAUUUCAACUACUUUAUAGAGACAGAUCUUAAAGUCAUUGUCUUCUUUGAGGUGCUUGAUUUUGUGAGCAUGAACACUGCCAGUAAACAGUUUUCCAACCUAAAGCGAGAGGGAGGCUGGUACAGAAUAGCGUGGGCUUUCUUAAAGAUUCGUGGAAAUAAUGACAAAUUAAAUGUUGGUUCCAAAGUGAGGCUGCAGUUAUUCAUCCCUCCCAAUAACUCUCGCCCCAAACCCAACCAGCUGGAGGUCUACAAGUGGUGGAGAAGCAUGAAGAGGGAGCCUUACCCCUCCACUCUGUACGUCACCAUCAAAGGAAUCCACCCCCCACGGGAUGUGGAACCAGCCCUGAUGAGGUCCAUGUUUGCUACACAGGAGGAGGUUGGCCACCGUACAUACACAGAUCUGAAGAAAAGUACACAAUGGGGAGAAAAGAAAAAGGGAGAACAUAAAACUUUGUCCUCAUGGUCACGGUUGGCUGGUCAGACCUGCCGGAUUCCGAACACCCUCCAUGCUACCCUCCCAGCUGGGAGGAAGGGAUGUUUUAUGCUAAGGUUCUCACAUGAUGGGCGAAGCUUAGCUUGUGCUUGUAAUGAUAGAGAUCAGUAUCCGAUAUUAAUUUACGAGGUGCCAUCAUUUGAGCUGAGAGGAAAAUUAAAAGGCCACUUUGGCCUGGUGUAUGAUCUGAGCUGGUCCAAACGAGACACACAUCUUCUGUCUGCAUCUUCAGAUGGAACAGCAAGAGUUUGGAACAUGGAAAAUUUUGAAUUCUCUGAGAAACUCCUUCCCCAUCCUGGCUUUGUGUACACAGCAAAAUUUCACCCCCGACUGGACACUGUGAUUGCCACGGGAGGUUAUGAUCAGGUGAUCCGUGUUUGGGACAUCAGUGGUCCAGAGCAACAUGGAGUUCUGAAACAGGAAAUAGAGGACCAUAGAGGGCUAGUAAACACACUGAUAUUUGAAGAAGAUGGUGGAAAGAUGUAUUCUGGAGACAGUGCAGGAAAUGUCCUAAUAUUCAAUGUGUUUGUUGGUGAACAAGAACCUAGAUUAGGAUGGGAGAGAGACUGGACGCUUUACCAAAAAAUAUUUGACCCCGAGCUUAAGGAUGUCCCCAUAAACUGCCUGACCCUUCAUCAGAAUGGGAGACGACUCCUGGUACACAGCAGGGACAACAUCAUCAGAAUGUUUGAUCUCAGGGUACAAAGAGUGAUGCAGAAAUACAUUGGUGCCCUGAAUUUUAGAGAAGAAAUUCACAGUACUUUGACUCCAUGUGGGUCAUUUGUCUUCGCUGGGAGUGAGGAUAAUUUUGCGUAUGCCUGGAACACAGAGACAGGUGACCAGGUGGCCAUGUUCUCUGAGCUGAAUUAUCAGUACCCUGUGACAGAUGUGGAGUAUCACCCUAGAGACCACAUGAUGGCGCUGUGUUCCCUGGGUGACAACCAACCAAUCCUCAUCUAUAACUAUGAUCCUCACAUUGCUCAGAUAGAUGCUGGAUUAUCCCCUAGACAAAUCAAUGUACCAGAGUACACACAACCUGAAGAGAUUUCACAUUCUACUACAUUACCUGGGUCCCCUAGAAAAGAGGACACAAUGAAAGCCACAUCAACUCUAGGAACCAGAAUUCUGACAAAAGAUGAAUUCCAGGCACAUGCUACCGCCAGAUUUGAGAAAGUGAUGAGAAAACUCAAUAGUGCUACAGCUCAGAUAACUGCCCCUGCCAUGGAUCUGCCUGGGGUUCCACUUUCUACCCCACGCAUGGGCCACACGGGAUUGAUGAUGGGUUCCAUGACCCCUAGAACCAUGAUGGCCUCCCCUCAGGCAUUCUCACCCCAUGCAUCUCGUACCAUGACUGGUAUCAUGCAGCAGCAGCAGUUCUCCAAUCAAAACCUUUAUCUGAAGACCGGAGAUACUGAUUGGAGACCAGGAUUUACAGAGGUUGGUCGCCAUGGUGCAAGAAGCUCUAGUCCAACGUUUGUUGGCAGAGCACCAACAAUCUCCCUCACACAACAACAAGGUGGGAAAGCCCAGUUCUCCUUCCAAGCUCCUGCUGGUAAAUCAGUCGGCCAGAAACAGGUGGUAGCCCUGUAUGACUACAGAGCCCAGCGUUCUGAUGAGCUGACAAUAUUUAAGGGAGAUGUUAUAACUGUACUUUACAAAGACAAUGAUAAUUGGUGGAUGGGAGAACUCCCUGAUGGUCAGCAAGGGUUCUUUCCCUCCAGCUAUGUGGCUGAAGAGGAUUCAGACAGCAUUGCAGACAACAGACCUAUUGAUGACAGUGAUGAGGAUGAUGAUGAAACAGCAGUCAAGAAAAAGUACACGGCCUACAGAACUAAGACCGGUGAGCUGAAGUUCCUGUCUGGUGCUGAGGAAUCUGAUGAAGACCUACUGGAAGCCAAGCCAAAAAAGAAGAAUCGCGGAGACGUGGGUACAGGAAGCGAGGUAGACUUGACGGGGUCCCUGGAUAGCAAGGGCAAGAAGAAAAAGCAUGUAGUCAUCAAUGAGUCAACUGCCUGAUUACAAAACAAAACAAUAUUAUUCCUUUUUUUCACUGUGAUAUGUGAUCAGCUAAUGAGGUUGUAUUUACAAUAUAUUAAUAUUAUUAUUCUCUGCAGCUUAGUUCAGGAAUUUCAUUAGAUAUGUGACUUAUGUAGAUUUUUUUCAAUCUUUAAAACAACAUGAUAUGAUUCAGUAGCUGAUUUAUGAAAGUAAAAGUCAUGAAAUGUUAAAAAAAAAAAACAAAACUACAAUAUUUUAAAUGAAACAGAAUACAUACAUAAAACACGAAAGAAAUUUGUGAUAUUUCCUAUUUUUCACAUAAUAAGAUUUUGUGAUGGAUUAAAGUAUUCAUAAAUGUGUGACAAUGUUCAAAGCUUUUCAUUACAUUUUUGAACUUUUGUUUACUGAAUUUAAGUUAUUUACUGAUCUUGCAGUGAAUGAUCAAAAAGAAUUAUAGAAAAUGGUGCUCUAAAUCAUUAAAAUAUAUGCAGGAAUCAUGCAUACAUGCUAGAAAUAAUUAGAGAAGUGCUGAUUUUGCAGUUGUUGGCUAAUCAAGAAGGUCUAAUUAGAUAUUGUAUAACUAAACGUUUUAUCAGGUUGUUACCAAUGUGCCAAAGAUAUUUCUUGUACAUAAUUCUCAGAUGAUAUUUUUGUAUUUUUGUUACAUAAUUUAUACGUUUAGUAAUCAGUAGAUGUAUUUAUUUGUAUGUACAUUAACUUCAAGUAGAUCUGUGUAAUUCUCAUUGUACACUUUGUUGAGCCGUCCUGCAUUGAAAUGUAAAAUUCCAAUUGCAUUAUGCAAUCUGUGUUUGUCUUAGGUAAAUGAAUUUACUGUGAUACUUAGAAAAUGCUUCCCUCCAAAUUGACAUGUUUUCCCAGGUUUUUAUUCACAUUAGGAGCUAUUACAUGGUUUUUAUAGUGAGUACAGACAAUGAUAUUGACAAAUUUGACAAGUUUUACCAUCGAUAAUGCAAUUACACCUCAUAACUAUCUUCAUUAAUCAAUAGGCACCGUUUAAAUAAAACAUCAAAAUAUUUGCACAGAAAUGAUGUUAAAAAGAGAAGUUUUUUUUCAGCUGAUUUUAUAAUGUAGAAAAUUGAGUUUCAAAUCAUUGAUUAUUGAAAGGUUGGAUAAGAGUCUUGUUUGAACAGAUGAUUUUUCAUGAUGCAACAUACAACUAUGAGUUUCUCCUCAGUACUGUGUGACACAUAGGUGAUUCUGUCUCAUUGCCUGUGUAGCCAUUAUCUUACUUUAAAUACAGCCAUCUUUGUAUUUGAACAUGGACUAGCUGUUUUCAACAUACAGAAAUUCUUUUGUUGAGGCUUAAUUUAUAUGUACAUGUUUUUUUUUUUAUUUCUUUCAAACUAAAAAAAAUGGGUACUAGUAUGUGGGUGAUCAUUUUGGUAAAAAAAAAUGUGAUAGUUUUUUUUUAAUGUGAAAAUAUUCCUGUGUAGACAUCUAUAUACAUGUAUUAAAUUCAGUUAUGACUCACCGUAAGUUUUAAAUAGAAUCUCCAGUUAGAUGACCAAUAUUUUACAUUUCAGUUAUCAACAGAUAUUAAAUUUGGUUAUUGGGUUUUUUAUGCUAUUAUUUUAACUUAGAUCUAAAGCAAGAUUGUACUGAACUUGAUGACCAAGAGUUUUGCUAAGUUUCAGUUUAUUCAUUAAUUUUAACUCAAUGAAGUCCACUUUUUCUCCUAGAAAUGAACUAGUCAUUUGGGUUGAAAUUAGACUAACUCAGCACAUAUUCUAUGCAAAAAUAGUUUUUGAUGGCUAAAUUAGAUAGAUAUAUGAAUGUACAUGUAAUUGAUAUAAAAUGAUGUCAUUCAUACAAAUUAGAUAAUAAAUUUUAAAUCAGAAA
Messenger RNA from Saccostrea echinata, 5915 nucleotides. RefSeq names its product jouberin-like. Gene Ontology annotation, molecular function: protein binding. Gene Ontology annotation, cellular component: ciliary basal body. Gene Ontology annotation, biological process: motile cilium assembly. The record is from RefSeq and is a predicted model, not a curated record. The transcript is spliced from 32 exons. Bases 18 to 4073 code for a protein of 1351 amino acids. NCBI's taxonomy places the organism in Eukaryota, Metazoa, Mollusca, Bivalvia, Ostreida, Ostreidae.